Ilex paraguariensis (yerba mate) is the source of this 1570-nucleotide messenger RNA. The record is from the annotation of a GenBank genome assembly. Lineage: Eukaryota; Viridiplantae; Streptophyta; Magnoliopsida; Aquifoliales; Aquifoliaceae.
CCUUAAUAAACCACUGAAACGCUUCGUUCAAACCUGCGAAUCCAAGGAGGAGUUUGUCCAUAUCUCUCUCCGGCAAUUCAAAUACCUUCUUCUCCGUCGCACACUCUCUCUCUCUCUCUCCUGUUCAGCCUUCCAAGAUCAGACUGCAAGUUGUGGGAAAAUGGCGGUAGUUGCUUCUGCUCCUGGGAAGGUUUUGAUGACUGGGGGUUACCUAGUUCUGGAGAGGCCCAAUGCUGGGAUUGUACUGAGUACAAAUGCUCGAUUCUAUGCAAUUGUGAAGCCACUUUAUGAAGAAGUUAAUCCCGAAAGCUGGGCUUGGAUUGAAGCACAUGGACUGCCUUUGACAGCAGAAACUUUGGCUGCCCUUCCAUCUUUUAGUUCAAUUACUUUCAAUGCAGAAGAAGCAAGUGGAAAGAAUUGCAAGCCUGAAGUUGCAAAAACUGGAUUGGGAUCAUCUGCAGCUAUGACAACUGCAGUGGUUGCUGCUUUGCUUCAUUACCUCGGAGUUGUUAACCUUUCCCCCUUGACUAAAGAUCAACACCAAGAAAAGGAUGAUACUGUGGAUCUUGAUGUAGUGCAUGUGAUAGCUCAAACUGCUCACUGUAUUGCACAGGGAAAAGUUGGCAGCGGCUUCGAUGUCAGUUCCGCAGUUUAUGGGAGUCAACGUUAUGUUCGGUUUUCUCCAGAAGUUCUUUCUUCUGCUCAGUGGAAAAAAUGGAAGAAUAAUUUCCCCUGCAGAGACAAAACUUGCAAAUAUUGGCAAGUGGACCAUGAACGGGCUAAGUUUUCAUUGCCUCCAUUGAUGAGUCUUUUACUAGGAGAACCAGGUGCUGGAGGAUCAUCAACACCAUCCAUGGUAGGUGCUGUCAAGAAGUGGCAGAAAUCUGACCCUGAAAAGUCUCUAGACACAUGGAGAAAGUUGUCAGAAGCAAAUUCAGCUCUUGAAAUGCAAUUCAAUAUGUUAAGUAAAUUGGCAGAAGAGCAUUGGGAUGCAUAUACGGUUGUCAUUAAUAGCUGCAGCACGCUUAGGUCAGAAAAGUGGAGGGAGCAAACUGAUGAACCGAGAAAAGCAGAAGUUGUCAAAGGAUUGUUAGGAGCAAGAGAUGCCAUGCUUGGAAUCAGGCGUUACAUGCGCCAAAUGGGGGAGGCUGCAGGCAUCCCAAUAGAACCUGAGUCACAAACACAGCUCUUGGAUGUUACUAUGAAUAUGGAAGGUGUUCUUUUGGCUGGGGUUCCUGGUGCGGGUGGCUUUGAUGCAAUUUUUGCUGUCACCUUGGCCGAUUCAAGCAGCAAUGUGACCAAAGCAUGGAGUUCUCUCAAUGUUCUGGCUUUGCUGGUGAGAGAAGAUCCUCAUGGGGUUUCUUUAGAGGGCGGUGACCCACGAACAAAGGAAAUCACAUCAGCCGUUUCUGCAAUUCAGAUUGAAUAAGCUGUAUUACUAAAGUUUCUGUAUUAAAAUUAUCAUUUGGGCUCUUUAUUUGGUCCCAAAAUUUGAUCAGCGUAGUAUUACUAAUAGAGGAGUUCAUUCAGGCUCUCCCUCAUGUUGAUUUCAUUUAGGUAUUAGGUGGUG